AGCGCGAUCAGUUUUGCGGGAGACACCUAAGCCUACGGACCAGUUUAAAGAAUUAGCGACGUGUGGAGAAAAAUAACUACUAUAUAAAACAACUAACAAAAAAGCAUCGAAAUGCGAAACAGCAUUUUGCUUUUAGUGUUUAGCUUGAUAUUUUGUGUUAUUCACACUUUCGCGGGUAAAACCGAAUGUCCGCGUAUUAAACUGAAACGUCAGUGGGGCGGCAAACCGGCUAAAGCGCUCACUUAUCAAGUGCGUCCAAUACGUUAUGUUAUCAUUCAUCAUACCGUCUCCGGUGAGUGUAGUGAGUUUUUGAGAUGUGCAUCGAUUCUGCAGAAUACUCAAACUUAUCAUAUGAAUGACUUGGAUUACGAUGACAUUGGGUUUAACUUUCUCAUCGGCAACGAUGGCAUUAUUUAUGAGGGUACUGGUUGGGGCGUGCGUGGCGCACAUACCUAUGGCUAUAAUAUGAAUGGCACCGGCAUUGCUUUCAUUGGAAAUUAUUCAGAGAAACUGCCAUCGCGCUCUGCCUUAACUGCGGCGAAGAAGCUUCUGGCUUGUGGUGUGAAGGAAGGUGAAUUGGAUCGGAAUUAUAUACUCUUAGCUGGUUCGCAAGUUUCCAACACUCAGAGUCCAGGCUUGAUUUUAUAUAAUGAAAUACAAGAUUGGGAUCACUGGUCCUUAGUUCCGUAAUUGUAUUACAAUUCGAAAUUUAUAAAAAAUGUGGAUAUUAAAAAUAUAAAAAUAUUAUUUUAUGUGAUUUGUUGCUAAAUACUCAUUACUUAUUUUCUCCUAUAUCCGCUUGAACAAAAUAAAAUAAAAUAUUACAAA
Messenger RNA from Bactrocera tryoni, 828 nucleotides. RefSeq names its product peptidoglycan-recognition protein SA (gene PGRP-SA). Gene Ontology annotation, biological process: peptidoglycan catabolic process; innate immune response. Gene Ontology annotation, molecular function: peptidoglycan binding; zinc ion binding; N-acetylmuramoyl-L-alanine amidase activity. The coding region runs from base 112 to 690 and encodes 192 amino acids. The record is from RefSeq and is a predicted model, not a curated record. The transcript is spliced from 3 exons. NCBI's taxonomy places the organism in Eukaryota, Metazoa, Arthropoda, Insecta, Diptera, Tephritidae.